Molecule: messenger RNA, 2273 nt
Organism: Osmerus eperlanus (European smelt)
Lineage: Eukaryota; Metazoa; Chordata; Actinopteri; Osmeriformes; Osmeridae
Gene: spry4
Product: sprouty homolog 4 (Drosophila)
Exons: 2
Coding region: 218-1273 (351 amino acids)
Biological process (GO): multicellular organism development; negative regulation of MAP kinase activity; negative regulation of fibroblast growth factor receptor signaling pathway
Cellular component (GO): cytosol; membrane
Source: RefSeq, a predicted model, not a curated record
CUGUAGUUGCAACAUCGUAUCAAAAAGCCCGUGUCUUCACCGCAGUAGGAUACGCAGCGAGUGGACGGUGUUCAACAAUUCUUCUCUCAAUGGUUUAGAAGUCUACAUGGGAGCAUAAUCUUGGAUUGGAAUAUAGGCUACGUGCGGACGUCAUGCUGAAUACAGAAAUGCGCUGCUUAAACUGAAAAAGCCGGCUGGACGUUGAACUGUGUGCUGCAUGAGGGACGCCAGUCUCCAGAUGGAGUCCAGGGUUCCCCAGCACAUCCCAGGGGUGUCUCCCUCCCUCAUCUCCCAGCCUCUGCUGGACAGCAUGGUGCCUUACGGACGCCUCCAGCACACCAUCUUCCCCAUCGACCAGAUGAAAUCGUCCCACGUGGAGAACGACUACAUCGACAGCCCUGCCGUCGUGUCCCAGCAGCCGACCAGCCAGAAGGCCUCCCAGCGGGCGCUGCCCCAGCACCACCCCCAGGAGAGCCUGCUGGGCGCCCCGCACCCCCACCACCCCCACCACCACCUGGGGCGCUGCGAGCCUCACCCUCACCACGACGCCACCACCCACCCCUGGAUCUCCUUCAGCGGGAGGCCCAGUUCCAUCAGCAGUAGCGGCAGCACCUCGUCGGACCAGAGACUUCUGGACCACGCCGCCCCCAACCCCGUCGUGGACCUCCACCCAGCCACCAUCAACACCCGGGCCCCCGGCUCGGAGCCCAAGGUCCUCACCUCCUCCUCCUCCACCUCCUCCACCUCCUCCACCUCCUCCUCCAAGGCCCUGGACCUAAAGGCUGCGGCAGUGGGCCAGCCAGAGGGCACGGCGAUCCCCACCUCCCCGGCGGAGAAGAGGCACCGCCUGCUGUGCGAGAGGUGCGGGAAGUGCAGGUGCACGGAAUGCACCUUGCCCAGGGCGCUGCCGUCCUGCUGGGUGUGCAACCAGGAGUGCCUGUGCUCGGUGCAGAGCCUGGUGGACUCGGCCACCUGCAUGUGCCUGGUGAAGGGCGUCUUCUACCACUGCACGGAGGACGAGGACGACGAGGGCUCCUGCGCCGACAGACCCUGCUCUUGUUCCCAGUCCAACUGCUGCGCCCGCUGGUCCUGCAUGGCCGCCGCCUCCCUGGUCCUGCCCUGCCUUGUCUGCUACCUGCCCGCCAUGGGCGUGGCCAAGCUGUCGCAGAGGUGCUACGACAGCGCCAGGCGGCCGGGCUGCCGUUGCAAGGCGCCCCAGCAGGCGUGCAAGAGCGGGGAGGCGGGCGCGGAGAAACAGCAGCAGGCCUCAUGAUACGUGAAGGUGUGCGGCCUUAGCUCCGAGCUUGUUCUGGAGAGGACGAUCCCUCCCGCCUUAUAGCCACCCACCCACCUACCCACAGACCCUGCUCUUCCUCCGGGACUUCUCUGAUACUAUGGUACUUGCAUCCGGGAUCCGACUCUGUACCCGGGUGUGGUUGUCGUCGACGAGACGGCACCAGCCGGAGUGGGCCAGGUGGAUGGAUGGUGGUGGAGGUUGCCAGCCCCCCCCCCUGACCUUCCCCCCCCCCCCCCCCCAAUCCCCUAUUUUCUCCUCCAAUAGAAGCCCAUCCUUUAGGUGGGAACUGAAUGGUGGACUACUGUUGUGUUUCUGAACGGGCUGAAUGCGUAGGUCACCGUCCCUCUCUCAAUGCUCAGUAUGUGCCCCAUCGCUUCAGUCCUGACGGGGCGAAGGGCGAACCGUCGAAGAGAACCGCUCUGGUCCAAAGCAACACUCCCCUCCUCCCCCGCCCCCCUCCUCAAAAAGUCCCAAACUGUCAGUACCCAGAGUAGUUUAGGACGUCGGUCACAUCGAAUGAUCAGUCAUAUUCCGCCCCGGUGUAUGGCUUUAAGAACCCACACGUCUUCCUCUUGUUGGCUUGAUGUUUUAAGAGCGUUUUAAGGUGACAAGUAGAGAGGCAACAUUGUGUGGCUUUGGCAACACUCCAUGUCCGUUUUUUUUAUAUAUAUAUAAGUAUAUACAUAUUCUCACAUGUUCUCUAGUCGGCAAUGGCAGGUUAUAGAUUCCAUGUGGGAGAUAAUCACAUUCAACGUCCCUAUAUUGGGACUAAACAUGCUAAAGAUGCUAACGCCAUUAAGCUAGCUUUCACGAGAUCACCUCAGAGAAUGCAUGUGUGUUCAUGCUCUGCAUGGUCUAGUGUAAUGGUUAACCCCAGUGCUAGAUGUUGAUGUCGUAGAGAAACUGAAAAAAAAGGAAGAAAAAAAAUGAAAAACACAACCUUCUCAGGGAUUGCAGGAGCUCUUCGUGAGUAUAA